UCCGCAUAAGUCUGCCGCGCACGGCCAGGCGAAACUGAGCCGGCCGUGCGGGCUGUGUGUGUGGUGUGUGUGAGUGUGUGUGUGAGUGUGUGUGUAUAUGUGUUCACGGGGCGCCGUCUCAGCCCCGGGAAGAUGGUGGCGGUGGCGGCGGCGACAGAGGCGAGGCUGAGGAGGACAGUGGCUACGACAGAACCCACGGGCAGGAACGGCGGGCGGCGCCGGGACCGGGACGUGACCCGGGCUGCGAGGCCAGGACUCGGGGCCGGGCUGCUGCUGCUGUUAGUCCCGCCGCUGCUCCUGCUGCUUCCCUGGGCUGCUGAGGCCGCGGCGGCGGCGGCGUCAGUGUCGGGCUCAGCCGCAGCCGAGGCCAAGGAAUGCGACCGGCCCUGUGUCAACGGGGGUCGCUGCAACCCGGGCACCGGCCAGUGCGUCUGCCCCGCCGGCUGGGUGGGCGAGCAAUGCCAGCAUUGCGGGGGCCGCUUCAGACUAACUGGAUCGUCAGGAUUUGUAACAGAUGGACCUGGAAAUUAUAAAUAUAAAACAAAGUGCACAUGGCUCAUUGAAGGACAGCCAAACAGAAUAAUGAGACUUCGUUUCAAUCAUUUUGCUACAGAGUGUAGUUGGGACCAUUUGUACGUUUAUGAUGGGGACUCAAUUUAUGCACCACUCAUUGCUGCCUUUAGCGGCCUCAUUGUUCCAGAGAGAGAUGGCAACGAGACCGUCCCCGAGGUUGUUGCCACAUCAGGUUAUGCCCUGCUGCAUUUUUUUAGUGAUGCUGCUUAUAAUUUGACUGGAUUUAAUAUCACUUACAAUUUUGACAUGUGUCCAAAUAAUUGCUCAGGCCAUGGAGAAUGUAAGAUCAGUAACAGCAGUAACACGGUUCAGUGUGAAUGUUCUGAGAACUGGAAAGGUGAAGCGUGUGAUAUUCCUCACUGUGCUGAUAACUGCGGGUUUCCUCACCGCGGCAGCUGCAAUUCAAGUGAUGUCAGGGGAUGCUCAUGCUUUGCAGAAUGGCAAGGUCCUGGAUGUUCGAUUCCUGUACCAGCUAACCAGUCAUUUUGGACUCGAGAGGAAUAUGCUAACACAAAGCUUCCCAGGGCAUCUCAUAAAGCUGUGGUCAAUGGAAAUAUAAUGUGGGUUGUUGGAGGAUAUAUGUUCAACCACUCAGAUUACAACAUGGUUCUGGCGUAUGACCUUGCUUCUAAGGAGUGGCUUACACUGAACCGUUCUGUGAACAAUGUGGUUGUUAGAUACGGCCAUUCUUUGGCCUUAUACAAGGAUAAAAUCUAUAUGUAUGGAGGAAAAAUUGACUCAACAGGGAAUGUGACCAAUGAGCUGAGAGUGUUUCAUAUUCAUAAUGAAUCCUGGGUAUUGCUGAGCCCUAAAGCAAAGGAGCAGUAUGCAGUGGUUGGGCACUCAGCUCACAUUGUUAAAUUAAAAAAUGACCGCGUGGUUAUGCUGGUCAUCUUUGGUCACUGCCCUCUCUAUGGAUAUAUAAGCAAUGUGCAGGAAUAUGACUUGGAAAAGAACACCUGGAGUAUAUUACACACCCAGGGUGCCCUUGUGCAAGGGGGCUAUGGUCACAGUAGUGUUUAUGACCACAAGACCGGGGCCUUGUACAUCCAUGGAGGCUACAAGGCCUUUAGCGCCAAUAAAUACCGGCUUGCAGAUGAUCUCUAUAGAUAUGAUGUGGACACCCAGAUGUGGACCAUUCUUAAGGACAGCCGAUUUUUCCGUUACUUACACACAGCUGUGAUAGUAAGUGGAACCAUGCUGGUGUUUGGCGGAAACACGCACAAUGACACAUCCAUGAGCCAUGGUGCCAAAUGCUUCUCUUCAGAUUUCAUGGCUUACGACAUUGCUUGUGACCGUUGGUCAGUGCUUCCGAGACCGGAUCUCCACCACGAUGUCAACAGAUUUGGCCAUUCAGCAGUCUUGCACAACAGCACCAUGUAUGUAUUUGGUGGCUUCAAUAGUCUCCUCCUCAGUGACAUCCUGAUAUUCACCUCAGAAAGAUGUGAAGCACACCAAAGUGAAGCCGCUUGUUUAGCAGCAGGGCCUGGCAUCCGGUGUGUGUGGGACUCAGAGGCAUCUCAGUGUAUCGCCUGGGAAUUGGCAAUGGAAGCACAAGAAGAAAAGCUAAAAGCAGAAUGUUUUUCCAAAAGAACUCUGGACCAUGACAGAUGUGACCAGCACACAGAUUGUUACAGCUGCACAGCCAACACCAAUGAUUGCCAUUGGUGCAAUGACCACUGUGUCCCUACAAACCACAGCUGCACCGAGGGCCAGAUCUCCAUUUCCAAGUAUGAGAAUUGCCCCAAGGAUAACCCCAUGUACUACUGCAACAAGAAGACCAGCUGCAGGAGCUGUGCCUUGGAUCAGAACUGCCAAUGGGAGCUCCGGAAUCAGGAGUGCAUCGCCCUGCCUGAAAAUAUCUGUGGCAUUAGCUGGCAUUUGGUUGGAAAUUCGUGUUUGAAAAUUACUACUGCCAAGGAGAACUAUGACAAUGCGAAAUUGUCCUGUAGGAACCAUAAUGCCUUUUUGGCAUCUCUUACAACCCAGAAGAAAGUAGAAUUUGUCCUUAAGCAGCUGCGAAUAAUGCAGUCAUCACAGAGCAUGUCCAAGCUCACCUUGACCCCAUGGGUUGGCCUACGAAAGAUUAAUGUGUCCUACUGGUGUUGGGAAGAUAUGUCCCCGUUUACAAAUAGUUUGCUACAGUGGAUGCCAUCUGAGCCCAGUGAUGCUGGAUUCUGUGGAAUCUUAUCAGAACCCAGUACUCGGAGCUUGAAGGCUGCAGCCUGCAUCAACCCACUCAAUGGUAGUGUCUGCGAAAGGCCUGCGAACCACAGUGCCAAGCAAUGCCGGACACCGUGCGCCUUGAGAACAGCAUGUGGCGAGUGCACCAGCGGCAGCUCCGAGUGCAUGUGGUGCAGCAACAUGAAGCAGUGUGUGGACUCCAAUGCCUAUGUGGCCUCUUUCCCUUUUGGCCAGUGUAUGGAGUGGUACACCAUGAGCAGCUGCCCCCCUGAAAAUUGUUCAGGCUACUGUACCUGUAGCCACUGUUUGGAGCAACCAGGCUGUGGCUGGUGUACUGAUCCCAGCAAUACGGGCAAAGGGAAAUGCAUUGAGGGCUCCUACAAAGGACCAGUGAGGAUACCGUCACUUGCCUCUACAGGCAGUUCCUACCCACAGCCCCUUCUCAAUUCCAGCGCGUGUCUCGAGGACGGCAGAUACAACUGGUCUUUCAUUCAGUGUCCAGCUUGCCAGUGCAACGGCCACAGCAAGUGCAUUGAUCAGAGUGUCUGUGAGAAGUGUGAAAACCUGACCACGGGCAAGCACUGCGAGACCUGCAUCUCAGGCUUCUAUGGUGACCCCACCAACGGAGGAAAAUGUCAGCCAUGCAAGUGCAAUGGACAUGCGUCGCUAUGCAAUACCAACACGGGCAAGUGCUUCUGCACCACAAAGGGCGUCAAAGGGGACGAAUGCCAGCUAUGUGAAGUAGAAAAUCGAUACCAGGGCAACCCUCUCAAAGGAACAUGUUAUUAUACUCUUCUUAUUGACUAUCAGUUCACCUUUAGCUUAUCCCAGGAAGAUGACCGUUAUUAUACAGCUAUCAAUUUUGUGGCUACCCCCGAUGAACAAAACCGGGAUUUGGAUAUGUUCAUCAAUGCCUCCAAAAAUUUCAACCUCAACAUCACCUGGGCUGCCAGCUUCUCAGCUGGGACCCAAGCUGGAGAAGAGAUGCCUGUUGUUUCCAAAACCAGCAUUAAGGAGUACAAAGAUAGCUUUUCAAACGAGAAGUUUGAUUUUCGCAACCACCCAAAUAUUACUUUCUUUGUUUAUGUCAGUAAUUUCACCUGGCCCAUCAAAAUUCAGAUUGCCUUUUCCCAGCACAGCAAUUUUAUGGACCUGGUACAGUUCUUCGUGACUUUCUUCAGUUGUUUCCUUUCUUUGCUCCUGGUGGCUGCUGUGGUUUGGAAGAUCAAGCAAAGCUGUUGGGCAUCCAGGCGCAGAGAGCAACUUCUUCGAGAGAUGCAGCAGAUGGCCAGUCGUCCCUUUGCCUCUGUAAAUGUUGCCUUGGAAACAGAUGAGGAGCCCCCUGAUCUUAUUGGUGGAAGUAUAAAGACUGUUCCCAAGCCCAUCGCGCUCGAGCCGUGCUUUGGCAACAAAGCUGCCGUCCUCUCUGUGUUUGUGAGGCUCCCUCAAGGCCUUGGUGGGAUCCCUCCGCCUGGACAGUCAGGUCUUGCAGUGGCCAGCGCCCUGGUGGAUAUUUCUCAGCAGAUGCCCAUUGUGUACAAAGAGAAGUCCGGGGCCAUGAGAAGCCGGAAGCAGCAGCCCCCUGCACAGCCAGGCACCUGCAUUUGAUGCUGGAGCCCGAGACUCUCCCAUGAGUGAGCAAGAGCAAGCGUGUGUCCUACCAGAGCCGUCUGCAGGGGCGGGAGCAGGCAGAAGACUGGAAACACUCAGCACCCAAUUCAUCUGCAUGAUCACAAGCUUUCUUUGACGGUUUCUCCCCUCUGUGCCCCAGCGUCUAACCUUGUUCUUUUGCCGA
Molecule: messenger RNA, 4552 nt
Organism: Echinops telfairi (small Madagascar hedgehog)
Lineage: Eukaryota; Metazoa; Chordata; Mammalia; Afrosoricida; Tenrecidae
Gene: ATRN
Product: attractin
Exons: 29
Coding region: 133-4365 (1410 amino acids)
Cellular component (GO): Golgi apparatus
Molecular function (GO): protein binding
Source: RefSeq, a predicted model, not a curated record